AUGGCGGGCGGCGAUGCAGCGGCGCUAUCGGUACUGUCGAACAUCGAGGAGCUCUUCCGGUGCUUCAUCUGCAUGGCGCGGGUCGAGGGCGCGGUCAUGUGCCCGGCGUGCUCCAAAAUGGGCUGUCGCGCGUGCAUGUCGACGUGGCUGGUGCAGCGUGCUACGUGUCCGCACUGCCGGGCGCCGCUGCAGCUGGACGAGCUUGUGACCUGCCGGUUCAUGAACGAUCUGACCGACGAGCUGGACAAGGCGUACCUGGCGACAGCGUCGAGCUCUGCCUCUGCGGCGAUGGGCCUGCUGGCGUCGCCCCCGCGUGGUGGCGGGUCGCGGUCGCCAGGCGGGCGCCGCGGGGUAGUCGGUGGCGGGCGGGUUGCCGAGCCGUGCCCAGCCCACCCCGAUCAAGAGCUAGGAUACUACUGCGAGACGUGCGGGGUGGCGAUCUGCUCCGACUGUGCCAUGUUUGGCUCGACGCACACCGGGCACGCGUUCAACAAGCUUGAUGCGGUGUAUGCCAUCCACACGUCGCGAAUCCGGGUAGAGACCAACGCGCUGUCGGAGCGGCUGGAGCGGCUGCGGGCGGCGAUUGCAGGCAUCGACGAGAACAUCGAGGAGGUGACGAGGGCCAAGGAAGAGCGGAUGCUGGAGAUCCGCGACGCGGUCGACCAAAUGUACGCCCGGCUGGAGGCCGAGCUCAAGACCAAGCUUCUGGCGCUGCUUGCGCAAAAAGGCUCGAUGGCUGAGGAACUCGAGCUCAUUUCAUCGGUCCUCGGUGAGCUGGAGCGCCAGCUGAGUGCCGCGCCGCGGUCGCGGCUCAUUGCCAAGACCGACGAGCUGCUGGGUCUGCUGCGGGAGAUGUGCCAGCGGCCGUCGCUGGUAGCGGCAGUCGACGACAGCGAGGACGCGGCCGAGAGUGAGGCCGGGAGCUCGGCGCUGCACGUCUACGUCCCGCCGGUCUUUGCCUCUGAGAUUGUGCCCGAGUAUGCGUCGGGCGACUUUGUGCUGGCGUCGUUCUCGGCGCUCCGCGCGGCCGAGGACGUGGUGUUCUCGCAGCCGCUGGUGACCCACGGCCUCGCGUGGCGGCUCAAGGUCUACCCAAACGGCAACGGCAUCGCCCGCGGAACGCACCUCUCGGUCUUUCUGGAGAUGGCCGGCGGCCUCGUUGGCUCGGCGCGGUAUGAGUACCGGGUGGAGAUGCGCCAUUCCACCGCGCCGUCCCGCCCGCCGGUGGUCCGCGAGUAUACCUCGGAGUUUGAGGCCGGCGAGUGCUGGGGCUACAACAAGUUCUUCCGUCUCGACGCCCUCGAGGCCGAGGGCUUUGCCCGGUACAUCACCGCCCUCGAGAGCGAGGCUGCCCAACUGCGCGCCACCCUCCGCUCGCGCGCGCUUGCCCGCCAGCCGCCGCAAGUCCAGGCCCAGCAAGACGCGCAUCCGCUGCUGUUCGAUGACGUCGAGACGCUGGCCUCGUCCGGCUCGCGAUCGCCGGCAGCCGCGGUGCUCGCCUCGGCGGCCUCAUCGCCCGGCGGCAUCCGGUCCGCCGGCUCAUCGGCGUUGUGGUGGGAACGCGGUGACGGUGAUGGUGUUGAUGCUGAUGAGGACGGGGGUGGGGCUGGAGCUCACGCUGGGCCUGGCACUCGCUCGCCGCCACCGCCACCACUCCCGCCGCCGCCGCCGCCGUCGCUGCCGUCUCCGGCAACAGCGCCGCCGCUGGCGCCGGACUCGUUCUCGUCAUCCGACGACGACGAGGCGUCGCUGGCGCAGCCGCCGCCGGUGCCUACGCUACCGCCGGUGUCGGCGGUGGCGACCUCAGCACCGCCGCCGGUCCCUCAGCUGCCGCCGUCGAUCUUCUCAGCUCAGCCGCCGCGGGCGGCGCGAUCGCUAGCACCGACGCUGGACAUGGUAGACACCGGGGAAGGACUUGAGGCGCAAGUGUGCGGUGAUGAAGGACUGCACUCGCGGUCAUCGUCGCCGUUUAGCUCAUCGUCGACAAUGUCGAUGGAGUAG
Thecamonas trahens ATCC 50062 is the source of this 2001-nucleotide messenger RNA. RefSeq lists its product as uncharacterized. Bases 1 to 2001 code for a protein of 666 amino acids. NCBI's taxonomy places the organism in Eukaryota, Apusomonadida, Apusomonadidae. Gene Ontology annotation, biological process: protein autoubiquitination; negative regulation of centriole replication. Gene Ontology annotation, molecular function: zinc ion binding; ubiquitin protein ligase binding; tumor necrosis factor receptor binding. Gene Ontology annotation, cellular component: aggresome; peroxisome. The record is from RefSeq and is a predicted model, not a curated record. The transcript is spliced from 2 exons.